Molecule: messenger RNA, 1143 nt
Organism: Galleria mellonella (greater wax moth)
Lineage: Eukaryota; Metazoa; Arthropoda; Insecta; Lepidoptera; Pyralidae
Product: MORN repeat-containing protein 5-like
Exons: 8
Coding region: 149-1072 (307 amino acids)
Source: RefSeq, a predicted model, not a curated record
UUAGACUGUCAUAUUGUAAUUAUUUAUAAGUAUUAAAAAAAACUAUAUAGUGUUUUCAUAUGAAAGUGCGAAAACUGAAAACUAUGCAUUGAAUUAAGAACACGACAGCUGAAAUACUAGCAACUUGGGGAGACUACGAGUCGCAACAAUGUCGCAGCAGAAAUCGCAAAAUAACUCUGUUAUCUCGGAUAAGCGUAUAUCGCAAUGGGAGGCUUUAAUGAGGAAGUUUUCAGAAGCUCAUAGAGAACAAUGCAAAACGGUGUCAGUAGACAUACCGCGGGUCCCACGGUCGAUCAAACAGUUCCCCACUGGAUCACAAUACGAAGGCACUUGGGACGUAUUAGGAAUGAGCGGAGUGGGAAUAUAUACAUUUCCUAACGGUGUUCUCUAUGAAGGUGAAUUUAACGAUGGUAUGUUCCAUGGUGUCGGCGAGCUACGGUAUCCGAGUGGAAUAAUACUGAAAGGCAAAUGGUACAAAGGACAAAUGGUAGAAAAGACACUAAUAUUCGCAGACGGGCUGGAAUAUAAUGAUACAGAUUGGAAAUACUGUCGAAUGCCUGAUAGAAGAUUUACAAUAGAAUACGAGAAGGGGCUGCAGCCAGGCGGCCAAUCUUAUCUAACCGCGGAUCAACCAACAAGGGAGAUACCACCAGGAUAUUACGACACGGGAGACGGUUUCUUCGAUCCCAAGACUAAAGUAGUGUACAAGGCUGAUAAUUUAACUACUAUCAUACGGUCACCCUCCGUCCGUGAGCAGAAAUGGAUAAUAGACAACUGCCGCACCUUUCCGGAGAGUGAAGUGGGGCCACGGUUGGACCUGUACGAGAAGUGGUCCGAGCCACAGGUGGACCCAGAGCCACCCCCAAGCCCGGCGUCAUCCUCCCACGGGCCUGCGCCGGUCCGCAAGUCUCAGCUGUUUUUCGAGGACGCAAAUGAAGUGCAGCAAGAGGAUUUUUAUAUUCCAAACUCGAAACACGAAGAGCAAGUAUUCACGCAAUCUUCAAGCCGUCCUCGCAAACGUACCCUGAUCAGUUUUCGAACAGAGUCUACGGAGUAUACAAAUUUAAUGUGAAAAGAAAUAUUAAACAUAUUCAGACAACUGUGUUUUAUACGGUUUACUACUUUUUAUUUUUAUCUCUUAAC